UUACUAUGUAAAGUAUAAGAUGGAUGGAGCUGGGUUCUUGUGCCUUUCUCACCUUGUCUGCAUAGAGAUGCAGCUGCUCCUGCAGGUCAAAGUUCUGCGCGAAUCACCUCCACCUGCGUACUAUUGGGAAACAAAGGUCUGAGAGCCUGUUUGGUGAUGAACCACGAUGAACUCCUUAACACUCAAGCCACUCCUCAGAAAGUCGGGUUUCUUUCCGUUUCCAUUCAUAUAUGUAAUUUUCGCUUCAGACAAACAGGACACCUAUUCUAUGCAGUUUUGAAUCCCUCUUUUAAAAUGGGAUGUCUGCCUUGUCUAAAUUUUCUGAGGCGGAGGAGAGGGGAAGUGUAAUGGGACCGUCUAUAAUUUGAAACCCGACCUCACUACUUUGCGUCUCAGAAAACGCGGGGUUCGUUGCCCUGGUCCCCGCGGUCCCCCAACCUUCCGGCUGGCUCUCUCGCCGUCCUCGCCUCGGCGCUGAGGUGGUCAGGCGGCAGGGAUUGGCGUCCGGGCGGAGCAUGGUGGACUUCCCCGCGGCAGGCAGGCUGCUGCUGCAGGUGGGUCCGGGCGCCCGCACCGCCCCCCACCUCCCGCGGACGCCCCGCCCCUGCCCGCUCGCUCCGCUCGCAUUGGUGCUGCGGGCUGUCUGUCCCCGCGCGGUGGGGAGGGGGCGCACUAGGCGGCGGGUUCCGCAGAGGGCGCCUUGCUCCGUGCGCGACCGCGGCUCCCUGGAGGCCUGGGUGCCGGGCCCCGCGAGCGCGCCGCGACCUCAGGAGCAGUGUUGACCAAGGACCCCUGCGCCCUCGGUUGAUCUUUAAAUAAAGCAAAAAUUUAUCCAGUAAAGGGCUUCCAUGAAGAAAUUUAAGGAGAGAAAUUGCAAGCAAUAGAGAAAGUAGGCAUUUCUAUACUAGAGAAACCACCUAAAACAACUGCAUGGAGUAAAAUGAAAGGAAUGAAUACACCUGGAAGAAAUUUUACCUAGUGUGACAUUUUUGCCCAUCUUUUUGUCACAAAAGGCUAAGGAAGAGAGAAUAUAGUUCUCUAGAGAAUAAGAGUACAGUGUGAAAAUGGCAACCACAGUUUCAGAAAUUCAUGUAGAAAACAAGGAUGAGAAGAGAUCAGCAGAAGGUAGUCCUCAGGCUGAAAGACAGGAGGAAAAAACAUCCAUGCUUUGCUUCAAGAGAAGAAAGAAAGCAGCUAAAGCAUUGAAGCCCAAAGCUGGCUCUGAAGCUGCUGAUGUAACAAAGAAGUGUCCCCAAGAAGCAGGAGCUUCUGAUCAGCCAGAGCCCCCACGGGGGGCCUGGGCCUCACUCAAACAUCUUGUAACACGAAGGAAAAGGUUGGAGUCUUCAAAGCAGCAAAAGCAAUUGGAGGCUGAAGUGCAACCUGAAAUAAAUGCUGAGGAUGCUGGUCUUUCUAAGAAAAAGGCAAAAUCUAGACUUAAGAUUCCCUGCAUAAAAUUCCAAAGAGGGCCAAAAAGGAGGAAUCAUUCCAAAAUUAUAGAAGACUCAGUCUGCAGCAUCAAAGUCCAGGGAGAGGCUGAAAAUUUGGAUAUACAAACACAGACCCCAUCAAGCGAUCAGGCAACAAAGGCUACGUCAACCCAGGAUCUAAGUGAAGGCAUCUCACGGAAAGAUGGUGAUGAGGUCUGUGAAUCAAAUGUGAGCAAUAGCAUAACUUCUGGAGAGAAAGUGAUUUCCGUAGAACUUGGAUUAGAUAAUGGGCAUUCUGCUAUUCAAAUGGGAACUCUAAUCCUUGAAGAAAUUGAAACAAUCAAGGAAAAACAAGAUGUUCAACCCCAGCAAGCAAGCCCACUUGAAACUUCAGAAACAGACCAUGAGCAACCAGUACUUUCUGAUGUUACUCCUUUACCUGCAAUCCCAGAUCAACAAAUUGUGGAAGAAGCCAGUAACAAUAUCCUAGAAAGUGCACCAAAUGGGAAAGACUAUGAAAGUGGAGAAACUGUAGCUGAAGAAACUAAGCCAAAAGAUACUGAAUUGAGCCAAGAACCAGAUUUUAAAGAAAAUGGGAUCACUGAAGAGAAAUCCAAAUCAGAAGAAAGCAAAAGAAUGGAGCCAAUUGCUAUUAUUAUUACAGACACUGAAAUCAGUGAAUUUGAUGUUAAGAAAUCUAAAAAUGUCCCUAAGCAAUUCUUAAUUUCAACGGAAAGUGAGCAAGUAGGGGUUUUUGCUAAUGAUAAUGGUUUUGAGGAUAGAACUUCAGAACAAUAUGAAACACUCUUAAUUGAAACAGCCUCUUCUCUUGUCAAGAAUGCGAUUCAGUUGUCAAUAGAACAGCUGGUUAAUGAAAUGGCCUCUGAUGAUAAAAUAAACAAUCUUCUACAGUGACUUACUCUCCAGAGUCAUGGGAGAAAAACCAAGCUUAAUGAAGAAUUAUUUUAUACAUUUGUGGCAUUUCUUACUCAGUAACGAAUGAGAGAUUUAUCAUCUCUGGAACUUAAAGGUACAAUUACAGUGCAGAAGUGCUAAAGAUGGUGAAGUUUAUAAAACUCUACCACUGAAAUGCAGUCAUUUCUGGAUUGGAGGAAGUCAGCACGGAUCGCACUGUGUAAAGUAACACAACAUACAGGGAGUUGCUAAAACGGCAUACGGAGACUGGAGUGCUUUGGGGGAGGAAAAUGUAUUUAUUGAGCACUUAUGGUAUGCCAUAAGCUCUUUAAUGACCUCUGAUAUAACAAAGUCUGGUUUCCUUUUGAUAAUUCAGCUCUGUGUAUAGGCUAACAUCACAAUGAGUUUUUAAAAACAUUUUUUAUAGUGGACAUACAUGUUGUUUAAAAUGGUGAAUAAGGUGAGCUACUUUUGUGAAUGUGAUUUGUAAUUGUUACAUUCCUAAGCAUUAGGCUUAACUCGAAAAAUAUAUUGCAUUUUCCCAAUUUCAGCAGAUACUGUGCAGAAUAUGCAUAUUGAAAUUAAAUAUGAGUGGUUUUCUAGUCUUGCUUAAGUCCUUUAUAAGAAAGAGCCAUUUGGCCAGACGCAGUGGCUCAUGCCUGUAAUCCCAGCACUUUGGGAGGCUGAGGCGGGUGGAUCACUUGAGAUCGGGAGUUCAAGACCAGCCUGGCCAAAGUGGUGAAACCCUGUCUCUACUAAAAAUAUAAAAAUAAGCUGGACGUGGUGGUGGACGCCUGUAAUCCCAGCUACUUGGGAGGCUGAGGCAGGAGAAUCGCUUGAACCUGGGAGGUGGAGGUUGCAGUGAGCCAAAUUCGUGCUAUUGUACUCCAGCCUGGGUGACAAGAGGGAAACUGUCUCAAUUAAAAAAAAAAAAAAGCCAUUCACAAAUCCUUCAAUCAGGCAAAUUGUUACUAUGUACAGAAGGGUAGAAACAGGGAGUGGGUUUUUACCUCUCUUCUUUCUGCCUCAACAGAUCUGUAUAUGUCCAUUUCUGCAUGGAUUUAUCUGUGAAAAAUUUAAAAAUGAAACAGCAAAAACAAAAGGGGAAUAUUAUUCUUCAUCCAGGAGAAGGAAAAAUUCCCUAGUAAGUUGUCACAGAUAAUAUAGGAUUCAUCUUGCAGAAUUAACUUCUUUAAGAGCCAUAUUCAUCAACCUCUCUCCAAAGAGGGGAGAGCAAAUUCAAAGCCAGCUUGGUAGUAAUGGUCCUGGAAAAUCCUAAUAAUCUAGGGCAAAUAUUAUUUAUUCUUGGCCAAAAAUGAGCCAUGAAUAUGGUUGAAUAGAAAGUGAAAAGUUAUUGCUGAAGCACAUAAUUUAAAUGUCAGUUUUCCUUUGUGUCUAUGUGUUGAGAGAGACUAGUAAAAAGCAUUUUACAUGGAUAUUGAAAAUUAACUUUUUCAUCGCUAUUUUCAAUCCAGAUAUUCUUUACAAAAAUGAGAAGGGCUUAUUUGCAUUUUUAUUUACCGAUUGAAAGGGAAGUAUCUAAUCUCAUCAGUGAUUGCCAUAUUUUUUUAAAAAGUAAUCCUAUUUCAGUCUCCUUGUGUGAAAUGGCCAUAAUGCACUUCCCUACCUCACAGGUUAGGAUUCAAAGUGUAUAGUCUCCCAUUGUGUAAAUUGAGUGAUUGUGUUACUACUUGAAACAGAUGAAGUAAUAAAGUAUGGGAUGUAAGGCAUUUGUUAAAGAUCUCCACUUGGAGGAAAGAAUGCAUAUUAGCUGAUUUUAAAUGAUCUUGGUGAAGUAUUGCAUUGCUUAUGGAUUGACUAUAGAAAGUAUUCGCUAAUUUGUCCUAGAGAAUCAUCUUUGUUUCAUUCUGUAAAUACACAUUGAGACCUCUAACAAAAGAAACUAAUCUGACUUUGAAAUUGAACCAAAUCAUGGAUAUUAUUGGCAAGAUUCUUUGCUGAAGUGUAAAAAUAUUUCCCUACCUUCACACAUAUAAUCUUGUUGUGGGGGGAAUCCUUCACUUUAGCGAGAUGAAGUGUGUCCUUUAAAACACAUGACCCAAGAAGUCAGUUUCUUUUAAUUGUACAACUUUUAAACAUUAAAAAAGAUGAAGUCAUCUGCUCUGAAAACACUCUAACUCACUAUAUGUGGUGCUAACAGACUUGGACAGCUACCAGCAAAUAUAUAUCAUAUUUAAAAGUGAACAGUUUUAAAAACCUAAGGUUGGUGCAUUUUACAGUGUAUUGAAGAAUCCUGUCCUCAUUUACUGCAAAGAUGCCUCCAAGCCAAUACACUUGCAUUAUAAAUGUGUAGUAAUCUCUCAUCAAAAAGCAAAAACUAUAGUACUUACCAGUUAUUGAAAAUAUUUUGAGGGAUUUAAAAAACAGAUAAAUGGUAAACAUGUGUAAUGAAAUUUUUGGUUAAGAAAGUAAAAUUUUAUCUAAUACCAGGUUUUUACUUUUUUUCACUGUGGUUUGAUACAUAUUUUUGGUUAGAAUGUAGUGAUUGUUUUUAUGAUCAGAUGUAUAUUUUACUUGCAUUCAUUCUUAAGUGGUUUCUCUUUUUCUAUUGAGAAUAUUUGUUCAAUUAAAUAAGAUUUCAGUUAGAAAAAGGAAUUCAGAAAUUAACUGGUCUCAAUCUGAUUAUAUGUGCUACAUGGCCGAAUCCUAUUACAGUGAAUUCUAAGGUGAUUCAAAUUGUUUUAUUGUUAUAGAAAUAAGCAGGGCUGGGCAGGCCUGCUUAUUGUUAUAGAAAUAAGCAGGUGACUCAUGCCUGUAAUCUUGGCACUUUGGGAGGCCGAGGCGGGAGGAUCACGAGGUCAGGAGUUCAAGACCAGUCUGGCCAACAAAGUGAAACCCCGUCUCUACUAAAAAUAAAAAAAUUACCCAGGUGUGGUGGCAUGCGUCUAUAGUCCCAGCUACUCAGGAAGUUGAAGCAGGAGAAUCACUUGAACCCGAGGCGGAGGUUGCAGUGAGCUGAGACCACGCCAUUGCACUCCAGCCUGGGUGACAGAGUGAGAAUCUGUCUCAAAAAAAAAAAAAAGAAAAGAAAAGAAAAAGAAAUAUGCAGAAGUCAGAUGGCUUCGAAGUCAUAAAAUAUUUUUCUUGUAAUAGUAUUUAAGCAAUUUGACCUUAUAUGCAAACAAUAAGUGAAUAUAAAUAGGUUCUGGUUCAAUUCACAUUUGACAACAUUAAAAUAAUUAUUAGGAACACCAUAUGAAUUUUCAUUUACGUUUGCUGUGGUAUAAAUUUUGCUUUUAAUGAAUGUUUAUUAGCCAAGAUUCAGUUUCUUUUUGAACUCAGAAUUUUACAAGGCUAGGGGUUGGGGAGGGGAGUUAUUGGAUACUUGUUAACUUUUUCAGCAUAUUAUCAUCCCUAUUCUAAAGAGUCAAGUAUUAUUCACUUUGCUUCUUACAACCCAGAGAAUGUGAAAAUUCUCUUCUAUUUUAUGUAGCACUAUUCACUUAACAUUUUUUCAAAGCACUUUAUAGGAUAUAAAAAUAGUACCCGGUAACAUUUAAGUAAAGGUAGCAGAAAACAAAAGAACUUUCAAACAGAAAUUAUGUUCCCUGCCACCUCCUCCACCUCGAAGAAUAAUAAGCAUGUGGCACAAAUGGAGUUCUUCAGAAAAGCUGUCUGCAUAAUUUUUCUUCAAGGUAAUGUGUUUGACAGCAUGAAGUUUGUGAUGAUCUUAAUUGGUCUACUAUUUAGCGGAGUCCUAGAAUCUCUCUGAUUUACUGCUGAGAGAUUGUUAUUUCACUAGUAUAUGUGAAGAGGCUUGCUAAAGGCAUUAAAGAUAUGGAUCAUGACAGGGCACCAAUUUGGCUUCUGUAUGCAAUCCAGCAUUAACUUCAUCCACAAAUUUCUAACUUCAAGUUGCCUUAUUUUUUAUAGUUAAGAAUGUUUUUAGAGGUUUACAGCAGAAUUUUAAAAAUAAUUGUUAGGCUUUAGAAUCCUACUGUCUGAAAAGACCCUUUUAAUGUCAACUUUAUUGAACUAUGUAAAGUCUACUUUCUAAUUUCAUCUGAUACUCAAUACAGCAGGGUUUGAUUUUCUGCCUGCCAUUUCUGUGUUUUUUUAAAAAAAAUCCUCAUUUAAGAUUUAGAGUUCUUUAGGUUCAAAUUCCUAUGAUGUUUUCUUGGGUAACAUGAAGUCUCUUACACAUAAUUUAAAAUUUCAAUUCAUGGUAUAUCUUAUGGUACAUUUUUGAAAAGAAAAUUUGUAAUGUUCCUUAGUUAUAAAAAUUUAUUAGAAGGAAGCUAUAUAAAAUUCAGGUGUCCUGAUUAAAUUCAAUUUGAUUCAACACACAUAUUAGGCAUAACUUCUGCCUAACACUAUUUGAUAAGAUGGACAGGCUCCCUGCCCUCCAAGAGCUCAACCCAGGGAGCAGUGACAACAGAAACUGGGUUGGGAUUAAGACAAAGAGCCACAGAUAAUGCUGCAACCUGAGUGGCAUAGAGGGGAGUACACAGAGAGAGCAAUUAAUUUUGGUGUGGGGAAGGUGGUGAUCUGAAUACAGCAGCAGUUUGAAAGUGUUCCAUUUUUAAAUAAACAGUAUGCUCAUUCUGAUUUGUGACUAGGUGUAGAAAAAAGCCUGCAUAGUAUUACAUAUUUAUAGUAGUUAUUUGUAAAAAUGUUAAGUGGAUGAGCUAUUAUUAAAGUAAAAGUUUCAUUUUUUUCUCAUUAAAAUUAGUACUAAAUUACUGUGGAUCAGAUGAUGAAUAAUACUCUGUAGAAAAAAAAAGGUUUCAAGUUGAAUUAAUUUAUGUACUGAUUAUUAAUACAGAAUAAAUGUUAUAUUGACUCAUGUU
Callithrix jacchus (white-tufted-ear marmoset) is the source of this 7156-nucleotide messenger RNA. It is a transcript of the gene AKAP5, whose product is annotated as A-kinase anchoring protein 5. Gene Ontology annotation, biological process: positive regulation of adenylate cyclase activity. NCBI's taxonomy places the organism in Eukaryota, Metazoa, Chordata, Mammalia, Primates, Cebidae. The record is from RefSeq and is a predicted model, not a curated record. Gene Ontology annotation, cellular component: postsynaptic density; plasma membrane; dendritic spine. Gene Ontology annotation, molecular function: beta-2 adrenergic receptor binding; glutamate receptor binding; molecular adaptor activity.